AUGGAUCUUGAUGCAGUGCCUGAUGAAGAGCUUGAGGAAGUGUUGCAGAGGUACAUUGAUUGCCCAUACUUUAAAAACAAUCCGUUGUAUAUUUCGCUCUGGAAGCGCUACUACAGCAUUUGCAAAAGCCCAGCAGUGCUGUUUUUGAUGAAGCACAAAAAGAUAUCGCAGUAUUAUCACUGGAUCUAUCUUGAGCUCUCGAGGUAUUUUGAAAGUAUUGGAAGGAGUUGGAUGUGCAGACAUGUAAUAGAGAUUGGGGUGAAUUGCAAUGCAUACGAUGCCGAUGUUCUACGAAUGGAAAUGGACAGUCUGCCUGAGGAUGAUAGCAAGCAUUCUGAGAAUGAUAUAAGUGCAUUGAUGAAUCCAAAGGGAUUCUUUGUAUUUGGAAAGGCUUGGAAUGCGUAUGAAGAGAAGCUAUCUUAUAAUAGAAUACUUUUUGUGCGUGGAGACGAAGAAAUGUCCUUUGAGGAGUUCAGAGCACUUUCAUGCAUUUGUGAUCGAGAGAAUGUGCAAAUUGAAUCAGAGAAUGAAUGGGUGUAUUUUGGAUAUUCAUGCAAUGAAGAAGAGACGAAAGAUGAAGAAGCAGCGCCUAACAUUAUAAUGAACAUGGAGCGUGCUGAUGCGAAAAUGAAUCUACAAGUGGGAAACAAACUGAUUGCUGAGGACUGUGCGUAUUAUAUCAAAAGCAUGAUUAAUAAUUAUGCAUAUGAAGUUGUAUGCAUUUAUGAAGAUACAACACAUAUAUUACAGAUGAAUAAGACAACACUUGUUCUCAAGAAGAUGUUUGGGUCAGAAGCCUCCAUUAUUUCUGAGAUUGCACCUGAAUAUAUUCCUGUAUUUUCAAUCAAAAACAUAAAUGAUAGAAGCUUUGUUAUAUAUGAGCAGUGCUUUGGAACACUGAAGAUGUGCCUUGAUGUGUUAUGUAAUGCAUAUCCGUCUGUGGUUGUUUAUCAUGCAUAUCAGGUUAUUGAGAUACUCAAGGAAUUGGCACGAAUGGGGAAGAAGUUUUCAAGAUUUUCGUUGGAAAGUGUACAAGUUUCAGCAAGAUACACACUUGAGAUUGUGGACUUUAAGAUUGAAGAUGUUGAAGAAGCAUCAAGUGGUAUUGAUGUGACGUGGAAGAGUGCAGCGAUUGAAAUAUUGCAGAUGUAUGGGCAUGGCGAUAUAUGCAGGAAAGAAUCUGAAAUUGAAUACAGAAUACAAGAAUGUAUUGGAAAGAUGGAUGUUUUACGCAUGAUUGCAAAAUGUAAGAUUUUUUUAUAUGAAAGAUGCGUAUCUGCAUAUGAAGGUGAGUAG
Molecule: messenger RNA, 1296 nt
Organism: Ordospora colligata OC4
Lineage: Eukaryota; Fungi; Microsporidia; Ordosporidae
Exons: 1
Coding region: 1-1296 (431 amino acids)
Source: RefSeq, a predicted model, not a curated record